CCGCCGGGAGCCGCUGUCCCGGGCCUGGCCCGUGCGCGUCCGCCUUCUGGACCACGGCACAGCCAGCAGCCUGGGCACCGCGCCGGACGCGUGCGCUGACCUCGGCCUAGGAGGCCUUAGGAUCCUGGAGACGCUCGCGUCCGCGGGGGCCUGAGAGUCGCACGCCCUCCGCGAGCUUCUGCUCGCCGCUCCUCGGCGGGGCGAGGUCAGGUGCCCCCUUCUUCUCUUCCUCCCUUCUCUCCUCUCCCUCCCCCGACUCCUGUGACCGUGGGAGAUCCCGCCCACCCCCUCCUGCAGGGGUGUAGCAGGCUGCGGAUCUGACAGCGGCCCCGCAGCCACCUUGCCCAAACUCUCCGGAAGCGGCCAGCGCUCAGGCCGCCGCAGCCUCCGCGGACCCACGGUUGUCCCCAAGACGCCGGCCCUUCUCUCCAAACUUGGAGCCCUUGACCUUUGGCUGCCGGAGGAGGCAGGCCCGCAGGUGGCCGGACAGCUGCGACGCCGCGAGGGCAUCUUGCCUGGGGAUCGGCUGCUCUCCCGGACUCCCAGACUCCCGGCUCUGCCUUUGGGAUCCCAAGGUGUCUACAUUAGGCGCAUGUUGACUGAGACCUAGAGCCAUGGAUGUGUGCGCCCGUCUUGCCCUCUGGCUCCUCUGGGGGUUCCUCGUGCAUCAGGGCCAGAGCCUCAGCCACAGUCACAGCGAGAAAGCGGCAGGAGCCGGCUCGGGGGCCACUUCUGAGGAGUCCACUGCAGCAGAGUUUUGCCGGAUUGACAAGCCCCUGUGCGACAGUGAGGAUGAGAAGCUAAGCUUUGAGGCAGUGCGCAACAUUCACAAGUUGAUGGAUGAUGAUGCCAAUGGUGAUGUGGAUGUGGAAGAAAGUGACGAGUUCCUGAGGGAAGACCUCAAUUACCAUGACCCAACAGUGAAACACAGCACCUUCCAUGGUGAGGAUAAGCUCAUCAGCGUGGAAGACCUGUGGAAGGCAUGGAAGUCCUCAGAAGUGUAUAACUGGACCGUGGAUGAGGUGGUGCAGUGGCUGAUCACAUAUGUGGAGCUGCCUCAGUAUGAGGAGACUUUCCGGAAGCUGCAGCUGAGUGGCCAUGCCAUGCCCAGGUUAGCUGUAACCAACACCACCAUGACAGGGACUGUGCUAAAGAUGACAGACCGAAGUCAUCGACAGAAGCUGCAGUUGAAGGCCCUGGAUACAGUGCUCUUCGGGCCUCCUCUCUUGACUCGCCACAACCACCUCAAGGACUUCAUGCUGGUGGUGUCUAUCGUUAUUGGUGUGGGCGGCUGCUGGUUUGCCUAUAUCCAGAACCGAUACUCCAAAGAACACAUGAAGAAGAUGAUGAAGGAUUUGGAGGGACUACAUCGAGCUGAACAGAGUCUGCACGACCUUCAGGAAAGGCUGCACAAGGCCCAGGAAGAGCACCGGACAGUGGAGGUGGAGAAGGUCCAUCUGGAGAAGAAGCUGCGUGAUGAGAUCAACCUGGCCAAGCAGGAAGCCCAGCGGCUGAAGGAGCUGCGGGAGGGGACAGAGAACGAGCGGAGCCGCCAAAAAUACGCUGAGGAAGAACUGGAGCAGGUUCGGGAGGCCUUGAGGAAAGCAGAGAAAGAGCUGGAAUCACAUAGCUCGUGGUACGCUCCAGAGGCCCUUCAGAAGUGGCUGCAGCUGACACAUGAGGUGGAGGUGCAAUACUACAACAUCAAGAAGCAAAAUGCUGAGAAGCAGCUACUGGUGGCCAAGGAGGGGGCUGAGAAGAUAAAAAAGAAGAGAAACACACUCUUUGGCACCUUUCAUGUGGCCCACAGCUCUUCCCUGGAUGAUGUAGAUCACAAAAUCCUAACAGCUAAGCAAGCACUGAGCGAGGUGACAGCAGCACUGCGGGAGAGGCUGCACCGCUGGCAACAGAUUGAGAUCCUCUGUGGCUUCCAGAUUGUCAAUAACCCUGGCAUCCACUCCCUGGUGGCUGCCCUCAACAUAGACCCCAGCUGGAUGGGCAGCACACGCCCCAACCCUGCCCAUUUCAUCAUGACGGACGACGUGGAUGACAUGGAUGAGGAGAUUGUGUCACCAUUGUCCAUGCAGUCCCCCAGCCUGCAGAGCAGUGUCCGGCAGCGCCUGACGGAGUCACAGCAUGGCCUGGGAUCUCAGAGGUUGGUAGAGGGCGAGGCUGGCCACUUCUUGACAAGCCGGGUAUCUCUGCGGCGAAUGCGCAGCCUCUCAUCUGGACAGUCUUUCAGUUCUGAAGGCCACGGGACCAGUCCUCCAUCUGCCUCUGCUUCUUCCUGCUCCUCUUCCACCAUCACCACCACCACCACCACCACCAACACCACCACCAUCACCACCGUCCAUGUCCACCCUGUUUAUUACCAUCACAGCACUUCCUAUUACCUCCAGAUGGAGCCCUACCCCGACCCAACCCUUUCUGACAGCACCGCUGUGAUGCCUGGGCAUUCAGAGAGCUUGGGGGAUUUGACCCAUUCCGAUUCGGAGUCCUCCCUCCACAUGAGUGACCGCCAGCGUAUGGCCCCCAAACCUCCUCAAAUGGUCCGCACUGCAGAUGAGGUUCUCAAUGCCAUGAUUUCCAAUAGCAGCCACCGGCUGAUUGAGGGAGUCCACCCAGGACCUCUGGUGGAGAAACUGCCUGACAGCCCUGCCCUGACCAAGAAGACAGUACUGGCGCUGAACCACGGGCUGGACAAGGCCCAUAGCCUCAUGGAGCUGAGUGCCUCAGCCCCGCCUGGUGGCUCUCCACUUUUGGAUUCUUCCCAUUCUCACAGCUCCAGUUCCCCAGAUCCAGACACGCCAUCUCCAGCUGGGGACAGCCGAGCCCUGCAGGCCAGCCGCAACACACGCAUUCCUCACCUGGCUGGCAAGAAGGCUGUGGCUGAGGAAGAUAAUGGUUCAAUUGGUGAUGAGACAGACUCCAGCCCAGGCCGGAAGAAGUUUCCCCUCAAAAUCUUUAAGAAGCCACUUAAGAAGUAGGCAGCAUGGAGGUGGCAGUGGUGGAACAGCUCAUCCUUCCCUGGGUCAUCUGCCUCCUCUUCCCUCCCUUCAUGAGAUCUACCCUAGAGUGGGGUAGGGAAGGUCUGGCCCGGGGGUCUGGGCACUGUACAUACCUGCCCCCUCAGCCUUGGGUCCUUCAUCAUUAUUUAUUAACUAAACCACCAUGGCCUGCCUGCCCUGCCUCCUCCCACUAUGGGCUGCUGCUGUCACUCCCUCCCCACUUCAGUGCAUGUCUUAGUUGCUGUUCCCUCAGCUCCCAGCUCCACCUCUGGGGUCCAGCUUCUGUCUUUGCUGUCCCAGUUUUGAGUUUUUAUUUUUAUUUUUUUGUUUCUGUUUCCAGCUUUGAAGCUCCUCCCUUCCACCACUCUCCGACUUCCCCUAGCAGUUGCAGGGAAGACAGGAGGAGUAACUUCUGACACCUGUGCCUCUGAUUGGACCCAUCCCCGCCCAUAAUAGUUCUUUUUGCCCCAGACUGGGACCUAGGGACUAAUCUUGGGGAUUUGUUCUCUGGGAGUGUGGUGGGCCAAAGCUACAAGCUCAUCCUGGAGCUCACUUAGGCCUCCAGGGGCCCAUGGGAGAGUGAAACCAAUUCCCAGAGAACAAGUCACCAGAGAAUUUUGAGAGGCCAGGCUUGGGAAUGGAUUGGGAGAGACCUGCCUUGGUCAGUGGAUGUGUGGAUGCCAGAACUAUGGGCUAUAAGGCAGUCACCCUUUCUUUCCCACCCAUUCCUGCCUGCCUCUUACCCCUGCUCGGCAAUACUGCAGGAGGGUUUGUCUCUGAGAGGUGCUGCCCAAAGCUUCCCCAAUAUCAAUACUCUUGGGGCUCAGGAUAAUUGGCUCCCCUGCUAUGAGGGCCAUAGCCAUGGCACAGGGCUCUGAUGGAGCUCCGGAGAUGUUGGGCAAGGAUGUUGUUGCUUUCGAACCAAAAGACAAAACAAUUUAAAAGAGAAAAAAGAAAUCUCCUGAAUUUCCCAAGUGCCUGCACCGCAAACUCCCUUUGUCAGACCCCAUUUAUGUUACUGCAUAGCCUGGGCCAGAGGCUUAAAAAGGACACACCUGGUUUGGGGAAGGGGUGGCUAAAGAAGAUGGGGUAGGUGAAGGUGGCUGUGUUACUUCCCCCCAACCCUUCCCCUCCUCUAGCCAACUCUCUCCCUUACCUGUUUUUGCUAUGGCUGAAGAGAUAUUUUCCCUCUGCCCCACUCCCUGCCAUGCCUUUACCCUGGGAUCCUUUUUUGGGUCUGGAGUGGGUGCAACUAGAGCUGGUCUUCGGAGGGUGCUGGGCUGCAGACUGCCUUGUACCCCCUGGAAACCUCACAUGGGUUUUUCUGUGUUAAUUCAUAAGACUCUCUGAAGUCCAAUAAAGCAUGUAGGAGAUUUUAA
Molecule: messenger RNA, 4387 nt
Organism: Oryctolagus cuniculus (rabbit)
Lineage: Eukaryota; Metazoa; Chordata; Mammalia; Lagomorpha; Leporidae
Gene: STIM1
Product: stromal interaction molecule 1
Biological process (GO): intracellular calcium ion homeostasis; activation of store-operated calcium channel activity; store-operated calcium entry
Cellular component (GO): plasma membrane; endoplasmic reticulum
Molecular function (GO): protein binding; calcium ion binding; calcium channel regulator activity
Source: RefSeq, a predicted model, not a curated record